Molecule: messenger RNA, 1170 nt
Organism: Mangifera indica (mango)
Lineage: Eukaryota; Viridiplantae; Streptophyta; Magnoliopsida; Sapindales; Anacardiaceae
Product: UPF0481 protein At3g47200-like
Exons: 3
Coding region: 1-1170 (389 amino acids)
Source: RefSeq, a predicted model, not a curated record
AUGAAAACACAGCUAGCCGGUUCCGGUAACCUAGCAGGAGGCAAGGACUGGAUUGAAAUUGCUGUGAGAGGUGAAAGUUGGCCGAAGAUAGAGAAAGUUCCACAGAUGCUUCGUGAGGUUACGGCAAACACUGGCUGCUAUGAUCCUAUAGUGGCUUCAAUUGGUCCUUAUCAGCAUGGAAAACCUGUGCUUGACUUUAUGCGGCAGCACAAAAAAGCAAUGGCUGGCCAGUAUGCAAGUGCGGAGCUUAAUCAGAAGGUCCGGACCUUGGUUAAAGAUGCAAAAGAGUGUUACACUGAAACGGAAGCAGUAGACAAGUUCAGCGAUGAGGAGUUUAUUCAGAUGAUGGCUCUUGAUGCCUGCUUCAUCGUCGAGUUCAUCGACUGCAUUGUAAACGAGAGACCAGAGGCUUUGAAGAUGAAAAGCAACAUGAUAGCUUUCGUUCAACGAGACUUGUUGUUACUGGAAAAUCAAAUUCCUUUUAAAUUCCUCCAUGAAAUAUUGGGCGUCAAGUUCGGAGAUGAAAAUAAGAUGGAAAUGUUACAUUCAUUUCAGCAGGAUGGGAGUGAUAAAGCAAAAGCAAAAGCAACACCAUUUAAUGGUGAACCUGCUCACCCUCUCGACGUUAUGCGCAGCAAUCUCGUUGAUAAAUUCGCUUGGACAAACAAUCCUCAACUCAAAGGCAAAGGCAGAGGCAGUUACUGGUUUUCUUAUCGAUCAGCCAAGGAGCUCAGGGCUGCAGGCAUCCAUUUCAGGCUUAGCAAGACUAACAAAUUCACGGACGUUGAAUUUCUUACGUCAAUAUUUUAUUCUAGAGCCUAUCUGAAACUUCCACAAAUAUGCAUUGACGAUUCAACAAAGUCUAUGCUUCUAAACAUGAUAGCCAACGAAUCAAGCACCAAUGGUCCCAGUGAUUUCGGAGUUUGUUCAUACAUAUGCUUUAUGGGUUCGCUCGUUGAUCAUGCUGAGGAUGUCGUGGUGCUUCGAAAAAAAGUUGUUAAAGAAGGGAUAGAAGAGCAUUACAAAAACUGUAUAAAGAUUUGGUUGGCAGAUUUUUGGCAUACUAAUUUCACCAGCCCUUGGACGGUUCUUGCGUUUAUUGGUGCAAUUUUAGCACUUUUCCUCAGUGUUAUUCAGACUCAUGAAUCCAUUAAGCCUAGCAAUUGCUAA